Drosophila ananassae is the source of this 1599-nucleotide messenger RNA. RefSeq names its product odorant receptor 85c (gene Or85c). Gene Ontology annotation, cellular component: plasma membrane. Gene Ontology annotation, biological process: detection of chemical stimulus involved in sensory perception of smell; sensory perception of smell. Gene Ontology annotation, molecular function: odorant binding; olfactory receptor activity. Lineage: Eukaryota; Metazoa; Arthropoda; Insecta; Diptera; Drosophilidae. Bases 305 to 1474 code for a protein of 389 amino acids. The record is from RefSeq and is a predicted model, not a curated record. The transcript is spliced from 3 exons.
UGUGUGGCUGGCCCAGACAAGCGAUAAACUGAGGAGUAAGUGGUUGCCUGGGAUGGGAAUCGUGAUUGCGUUUGCUUAGGCACAACAAUUAUCCGCAGUUAAUGUAAACCAAAUCAAUAAUUAAGUUGCGAACGAAGCCCAGAAUUAGUCGCAUUAUAAAUCGGAAUGUAUGCAUUUACGAUAAUCAGAUCUAUAAUUAUAUUAUUAGAUGGUAUAUGUAAUAGCCAGUGCCUGGCUCCUUACAAAAAGGUUAUAAAGGUUACCAUAAGUCGCCAGGUGGCGCAUUCUUUAGUUGGAAGACAAAAUGAAGUUUAUGAAGUACGCCGUUUUCUUUUACGCGUCCGUCGGCAUCGAACCGUAUACGAAAUCUUCGCGUUCCCAGAAGAAAAGCCUCUCGUCCGACCUUCUCUUCUGGGCCAAUGUGAUCAACCUAAGUGUGAACAUUGCAGGAGAGUUUAUGUACCUGGGGGUGUCCCUUUACAACGGCCAGUUGAUCGAAGCCGUCACCGUGAUGUCCUACAUAGGAUUCGCAUUUGUCGGAAUGAGCAAAAUGUUCUUCAUCUGGUCGAGAAAGCGUGCCCUGAGUAGCAUGGUCGACGAACUGGAAAUGAUUUACCCUCCGAACCCAAUCCAAGAGGAGAAGUAUUGCCUGCACAGUUACUUGCGUUCUUGUUCGAGAAUUAGCAUCAUCUAUUCCCUUCUUUACUUACUUCUGAUUUGGACAUUCAAUCUGUUCAAUAUGAUGCAGUACCUUGUUUAUGAAAAAUGGCUAAAGAUUCGUACCGUUGGCCAAACUUUGCCUUAUUCCGAGUACUUUCCAUGGGUCUGGGAAGGCAACUUGUCCUUCUAUUUACAGUUCUUGAGUCAGAACUUUGCAGGACAUUCCUCGGCCUCGGGUCAGAUAUCCACGGAUCUUUUGCUCUGCGCCGUAGCCACCCAGGUAGUGAUGCAUUUCGAUUAUCUUGGAAGGGUUUUGGAGAAGCACAAAUUGACAGGCGAUUGGAAGAAGGACUCGAAAUUUUUGGUUAAAACUGUUCGCUACCAUCAGCGUAUUCUACGGUUGACCGAAGUGAUUAAUGAAAUCUUUGGGCUACCCCUGUUACUGAAUUUUAUGGUCUCAACAUUUGUCAUUUGCUUUGUGGGCUUUCAAAUGACCGUCGGGGUUCCGCCUGAUCUUCUGGUGAAACUCUUUCUUUUCCUUUUUUGUUCAAUGUGUCAGGUGUACUUGAUCUGCCACCACGGCCAAUUAAUUGCUGAUGCGAGUUCUGGACUAGCAAUUGCCGCCUACAACCAAAACUGGAGUUAUGCUGAUGUCCGCUAUCGCCGAGCUCUGGUAUUUAUUAUUGCCCGAUCCCAAAAGAUUACCUAUUUAAAAGCCACCGUAUUUAUGAACAUAACCCGUGCCACCAUGACAGAUAUCCUUCAGACAUCAUACAAAUUUUUUGCUUUACUCCGAACCAUGUAUGUAAAAUAAAAAUAAUUGUUUUACAAGUGAGAUAUUACAUAACAACAAGCAAAAUAUUACAUAAUUACUAAAAAAAAGUUAUGUGCAUCAAAGUUAUUUAAUAAAAAUUUUGCCGAAUUAGCUAAUUUGUCGGA